Molecule: messenger RNA, 777 nt
Organism: Rhizopus microsporus ATCC 52813
Lineage: Eukaryota; Fungi; Mucoromycota; Mucoromycetes; Mucorales; Rhizopodaceae
Product: Pex19 protein
Exons: 2
Coding region: 1-777 (258 amino acids)
Biological process (GO): protein import into peroxisome membrane
Cellular component (GO): peroxisomal membrane; peroxisome
Source: RefSeq, a predicted model, not a curated record
AUGAACCAACCACCACCCUCGGUACCAAAAAAGACAACUGUUACUGAAGUAAAAGAAGAAGAAAAAGAAGAUCUCGAUGAUGUAUUGGACAAUGACGAAUUUGCCAGACAAUUAGCUGCUGGAAUGGAAAAUCUAAUGGGCCAAUUUGGCCAAGAGGAUGACAUGAAGGAAGCCUUUGAAAAAGUGUGGGCUUCUUUUGAUAAUAGCAAUACCCCUGAUAAAACAAGAGAAGCAGCCACCUCAUCGUCCAAGACACCACAAAGUUUCCAAGAGGCUAUUGGAAAAACAAUGAACAAGCUGAAGGAUAGUUCAAAGGAAAUUGAUUCGACUAUCGCAGAGGACUCGGAAGAUGCGUUUAUGGCCGAACUGAUGAAGCAGAUGGAAUCAUUAGCUGAUAACGGUGAAUUUGAAAAUGUGUUGGAAGGAAUGAUGAGCCAGUUGAUGUCAAAGGAACUGCUAUAUGAACCAAUGAAAGAUCUGGCACAAAAGUAUCCCGACUGGUUAGAGAAAAACAAGGACAAGACAGACAGUAAAGAAUAUGAAAAGUAUAAAGAACAAUACAGUAUAUGUCAAAACAUUGUCGCGACCUAUGAAUUACCAGAUUUUGAUGAAAAGAACGAAGCACAAGCAAAGAAAAUUAUGGACUUGAUGACAAAGAUGCAGGAUUUAGGUCAACCACCAGCAGAAUUACUAGAUGAAAUGGCUCCAGGAAUGAACUUUGGUGAUCCUAAUGCUGUCCCAGAUAUAAAAGAUUUAGAAAACUGUAAUAUCAUGUAA